This is a messenger RNA of Diachasma alloeum, 6288 nucleotides long. RefSeq lists its product as uncharacterized. Gene Ontology annotation, cellular component: nucleus. The record is from RefSeq and is a predicted model, not a curated record. The transcript is spliced from 4 exons. Gene Ontology annotation, molecular function: RNA polymerase II cis-regulatory region sequence-specific DNA binding; DNA-binding transcription factor activity, RNA polymerase II-specific; zinc ion binding. Bases 253 to 5823 code for a protein of 1856 amino acids. NCBI's taxonomy places the organism in Eukaryota, Metazoa, Arthropoda, Insecta, Hymenoptera, Braconidae. Gene Ontology annotation, biological process: regulation of transcription by RNA polymerase II.
AGGUGACUGGUGAGGUUGAAAUAGCUAACGGUGAAAGGACAAGAGAUAAAAAAGAUUGUCGAAAAAUGAUACCGAGGAAGUUAGCGGGAAUCUCCGGCAUCUGCGACGGUGUCGAGGCACUCCAAUGACUCGUGGCCAGUGGAAAUUAUGGUUUAGUCACGAGUGAUUAAUCGACAGUCCUUCAGGAGUCAGCGGCGGCCGAGGGAAGAGAGAGUUGGAACAACAGGAAUAUUAGACCUUCAUCCUGUGGCAAUGACAGACCCACAGUUGGCAAAUAACAACAACAACACAAGUACAAACAACAACAACGAUGGCGAGCCAAAGUACCUUCACAAAAAAUUCAAGAAAAUGGCAACGACUGAGGUGGUGGCACCCCUGGAGGUCAAGACGGAAACCCCACCUCCGCUGGUUACCCCAACCACCACCUCAGAGCCUCCUAGGAAUCGUGACCCCCCAAAGCCCCCAAAAGAGUCUUCCAAAACCGACGAAACACCCCUAGAUUCCAAUGAAAGCGAGCCAGCAGAGUCCAAGAAGUCUGGCUAUGUCUGCCCCUACUGCAAGCUUUCCUGCGCGAAGCCAAGUGUCCUCCAGAAACACAUCCGUGCCCACACAAAUGAGCGACCCUAUCCCUGCGUGCCCUGUGGCUUUGCCUUCAAAACAAAAUCAAAUUUAUAUAAACACUGCAGAUCUCGAGCGCACGCGCUUAAGAUGGAGGGUGUCGAUACCGGAAAAGUCUCCGAGGACUCAGACAUGAGUCUCUCAGACAGCGCGAGCAACGGUACAGGCACACCUCCUCCACCGCCAUCAUCAAUCGCAUCCACCCCAGCAGUCCAAAAUCCAAAAACCGUAAAGACUGGAAAGAUCUACAAGCCAAAGUUCCACACAGCCCUCCAAUGCGUGAACAGCGAGCCAGAGAUAACCCCGCCAUCACCCCCAAGCUCUUCCAACAGUUCGUCUUCAACGUCAAUAAAACCAAAUCCGGAACAAGUGCAAGAGCACAUCGACAAGAUAAUCACGGAUAAUCAAGCGAUAGUGGACGACAUGGACCCGGAGUUACUGAAGCUCUUGCGAAGGCGGCAGUAUUUUCUCGGCUGUAGGAAGCCAGAGCAGCCAUUGAACCUGACUGGCGACGAAACGACCAGAAAGCGUUGCUACAGCGAGAGCUUCGCGCAGGAGGAAACGACUAACAGCCAGCCGAACGGCGAGGGCUCAAUCAUAAAGGAUCUAUUACUGAAGACAAGAACUCAAACACCAGAACAUACACCAGAGCCUCAGGAAGACAGCUUUACCUGUCCCUCCUGCAGAAUCUCGUACUCAAGCUUAGAUAAUUUAGAAGCGCAUCGAAGGUACUAUUGCAAAGUUUCAGACUCCCCAAAACGAGACUUCCAGUUAGACUUAGAUAAGAAAGAAGAUUAUGACGGUAAAGCAGACUUUUACAACACAGUCCAACCGCUUCCCUCCCCGGGUCCUUUAUUAGGAACUACGAGACUAGUAGAUGCGUACGGACCUCCGCCCAAAAUGUCGAGAAUAGAUAGUGUUCCCACGACUUUGCGAUCUCUCGAGGAGCUCUCGAAAUACCCGCGACCAAAUUCACUUCAGAUGUUCGGUGGUGAAGUGAGGAUUCUCGAUAACACAGGUGAGACAAAGACCAUGAGAAUAGAGCCUAGACAAACAAAUUCGCCACCAAACGAUCAUAACUUGAACAACAAAUGCAUAACAACUGAAACAUCAUCGAUAGUAGUGCGUUCAGGACUCCACUCUGGUGGUACCCUGGUGCACAAGCCACCAGGUACCCCAUCGACGACCCCAAGUACCUCGAUAUCCCUGCCGAACACACCAAAGAUGUUGGCACCAAUCAUACCAAACAUAUCAACCCCCAACUUAGCCCCAACAAUGUCCUGCUACAGUUACCUAGAGCCACACUUGAAUCCAUUGACAAGUAUCACUGCCUACAAUCCUUUAACCCUGCCACAGGCAGGUAUAGCUAGUAUUCUUCACGGAGGUAAGGUGAUUCCUUACGUGCCUGGUAUGCCUGGACCGCACACGCUGUCGACGACAGUAGACAUAUCCCCAGUGACCAGUGGCUCCACUGGCUACAAAGUCAUUCCAGGCAUUCCAGGAUUACACAUCAUCCCUCAACCGCUGGAUCUGGCGAGCCCAGUCAGGGCGCAGACACCGAGUGUCCCUGGUAUACCUGGACCAACGUCCAACGCUCAGAUGAGCCUUGGUCAACCACUGGAUCUUGCCAGUCCAGCUAAGGAUCCCAAAAUCGGAUUCAAGAAUCCUAACAACGGAGUCUUGAGCCCUAAAGUACCUGCCAAACUUGAGGAGAAAUAUAAAAGUCGUCUGGCUUCGACUCCAAUGAUUGAAUUACCUAACAUACCUAACGAUAUUGAAAGGCAUCCGAAGAAUAUCGGAAAAUACAAGAUCCUGGAGAAGGUGCAGACGAUCGAAAGAGUCUUCAACUACCCCAAUGGGGUUAACCCCGGCAAUUCCUUCAUCGCAAGGUCUCCCCCGAAGGAAUCAUCGAACAAAUACGACUCACCCCCGCCCCAGGAAAAUGGAAGGAUCAAGCCGACGUCUCCAGAGCCCUACGUCGCCAACGGCGCAAGAAUGAGAUCCGAGGUCGGUCCUCCAGUAAUAAUAAUGAACAUUGACCCUCCAAAGCCUGAACAAUCCCCAGAGACAAUCCCACCAACUCCGGAGAUGAAAGACCCAACACCUGAGGAAGAAGAGCCCAACCCAAAAUUUCUGCGUCCAACCUCUCUCCCGCUGAAACCAGGAACCUUCACCCCAAAGCGUCAUCACGGUAUCACCCCCACUGCCAACACCCUUCCCUUGAUAAGCCCGGAGACUCCCAGACCGAGGAAGUCGUAUGGUCAGCUGUACCUCAACGGUCACGCUUACACGUACUUGGGUCUCAAGUGCUCGACAAGAGUCUUCUACUGCACGCUGAAUCGACCACAGCCGAUGUACGUGAGCCAGCAGCACGGGCUGUCCAUGUACUCUAACUGGAAGAUCUGCAAGGAGGCGCCACCGGACUUGGACAUGGCUCAUUACGACUCUAGACACCGUCCAGCUAGCUACACUGUAGCCUGGAAGAAGCAGGAGGACAUCCUGACGCAUUCUUCCCAACGCCCGAACACUCCGACGAGUCCAGACAGCGGACUAGAAAGCGAUACCCAGGAGAAGACGAGAAGGGUCAAGAUCUUUGACGGCGGAUUUGAGUCCAACGAAGACUACACUUACGUGAGAGGUAGAGGUCGGGGCCGAUACGUCUGCGAAGAAUGCGGGAUUCGCUGCAAGAAGCCGUCUAUGUUGAAGAAACAUAUCAGAACUCAUACGGAUGUUAGACCUUACACCUGCAAGCACUGUUCCUUUAGUUUCAAGACUAAAGGAAAUCUGACCAAGCACAUGAAGUCGAAGGCGCAUUACAAGAAGUGCGUGGAGAUGGGGGUGACGCCUGUUCCUACGACAGUUUGCGACGAGAAUAUUGAUAAGGAAGCGAUCGCCAGAUUGGUAGCUGGUGGUGCUAAUGAGGAGUCUACGGACGAGGACGAGGACUCCGAAGGGGAUGACAGCGACGAGUCUGGGAGUGAGGAGCACGAGGCUGCUCAGAGUCUUUUGAGUCUGUCUCAACCGAGUUCGAAGAGACUUCCAGGGCUGCUUCCUGCGGGCAGACCCACCACCUACCCUUACGCGCUUACUUUCCCUACCACCUCGGUGACGACUUCCCUGGUGUCGACGACCGCUUGCUCCGUUUCGGCGGUUACUGUGACAUCGACAACGGUUAUUCAGUCGGAGGUGUCCAACAGGUACUACUUCCCGUCGAGUCGGUCCUCAGUUCUGCCUGAGGAGACGAGAGACAGUGUCAUAAGGUCCUCUAAGAUUGAGGAUUCAGACGUGGAGAUGGAGGAGGUGGUCUCCAGACAUCAGCCCAUGGACUUGACGACAAAGACACCUCAGAUGCCUCUGCCAUCACCUCCGUUGAGGUCCAAACCUGUGGAUAUCUUGACACCGGUGUCGGAACCGGUGCUCAUGCAGUCGAUUGUCCACACGAUGGAGAGGCUGCCUCUUCAGGGACGGGAGUGGAAGCCCGAUGAGGGACACAUGCUGCAGGCUUACUUGACGGAGAGACAUGUCAUGGACAGCAAGAUGAAGCUGCAGUACAGGGUGGGAAGCACCAAGAACGAGAAGCAAGUGGUCUAUUCCAAGGAGUUCACUGGCUCCAGGAGUUCUUACUCCAGUAGCACUCCCACGGUUACUUACACCGAUCCCAGUAGGAUGCAAAGCGUUGAGGGGAGAGAGAAGGAGGAUGUGAAGAUUGAGGUGAGGGAGAGGAGGCCCUUUGACAUCGAGUCCCUGCAUCCUGAGAGGGAGAGUCAGGACGUGAGGAUUAUGAGGGGAAUCGAGCAGAUGGCGCCACAGGUGAUCAAAGGGAUGGAGCGACAGGUGUUUGGCGAUGCGGGAAGGGAGGCUGCACCCGGAAUGAUGAAGAACGAGUUUGCCAUGGGGGGCCAGGAGAGGGGGGUGGAGAUUGUUCCACGGGGAAGUGGGGAGGGGAGGUAUGAGAGAGCUAGUCAGGAGUUUAAGGUGCCUGCGAAUGAGAUGAGGAGUGGGGAGUUUAAGGAGGGGGGUGGAGUGGUGAGGUCACCUGGGAGGGAGAGUGUGGGGUACAAGGGGGAGCACAGGGUCCAGGGGUUCGAGGUCCAGGGGGCCGAGGGGAAGGUGCUGGAGAUUGCCGGGGGCACCAGGGGGGAGGCCAGGAGUGAACAUGGGAUGAACAUUAGUGAGCUUGCCAAGAGCAUCGGGGAGGGGAUGAAGCAUGUGGUGGCGAGGAAGGUGGUGGUGGGGGGACCUGGGUUCAGGUCACCUUCGCCGAGUACUGGAAAGCCACAGGCCGAGUUCCUGCAGCCGGUUAGCGGACAUGGGUCUAAUUACAGCAGUGUUAAUGAAGAAGGCCGAAGUGUUUGCGGUUUCUGCAACAAAGUCUUCAAUAAACCAAGUCACUUACGUCUUCACAUAAACAUUCACUACUUCGAGCGUAGAUUCAGGUGUGAAAGCUGUGCAGUAUCAUUUCGCACUAAGGGCCACUUAACAAAGCACGAAAGAUCAGUGUCUCAUCACAAUAAAGUCAGCAUGACGUCGACAUUUGGUGCAGCCACAACGAGCAAUCCCAGGCCAUUCAAAUGUGAGGACUGUAAAAUUGCAUUCAGAAUACAUGGCCACUUGGCCAAGCAUCUGAGGAGCAAAAUGCACAUUAUGAAGCUCGAGUGCAUUGGAAAAUUACCCUUUGGAACUUAUGCCGAGAUGGAGAGAUCCGGGGUUAAUCUCAAUGAUAUUGAUACUACUGAUUGUGAUAAUAGUCUCUCUAGUCUACAGAUACUCGCCUACAAAUUAUACGAGAAGGAUCCAAGUAAAAUGGGCCAAUGGGACCCCGAAAUGGGCCCCCCAAACAUAGCAAGUGGUGGUGAAACAUCCUCAGACGAGGGUGAACCAAUUAUUCCCCCAACAAUUCAUCAAUACCCCCCACCGCCCUCGGAUAUCGAUGCAUCACGUGCAUAUCACAUGUCAACCCUAGUUAAUACGAAUGAUACAAAGCAAAUUGGUGAUUUACAUGUGCCAAACACCCGCUACGACGACAAUUCGUUGCCCUACAAGUGCCAAAUAUGUCCAAGAUCAUUGAGAACAGUCAAUGAAUUGCAAGUGCACUGUUACGUGGAGCAUGGUGAUCGUGGAAAGGAGAAUACACAGACGAGAAUUAGUGAUGAUAUUGUUGUGGCACGUGAGGACCAAUCGAGACAGAAGAAUGAUGAUACAUAGUGCCAAAAUUACGCUCUCGAGCGGCCAUAGACAAUGUUUGUUUUGUAAAUCGAGAGAUUCGAGGGAAUUCCUCUUCCGGCGAUUUUUCAAUUUUUUUUAUAGUUGAUUUUGGUUUAUCCCGGUGAGGGCUACACACUGAGGGCUUCGCUCUGGCAGUAUGAAACUGCUGUUUUUUUUGUAAUUUCUGUGGAGGGGAGAAACAGGUAGAGGCAAUUUUGUAGUUGAGUUUUUUGGAUUUUUCUGUUGUUCAUAAAAUGAGGUAAAUUAAUUUUGUUUGUCAGUUUUUUAUGCAUAUCUGAGAAUUUGAAGGGGAUGGUUGAAUGAUUGUGGAAGGUUUUAGUAGUUUAUGACAUUCUGUUGUUAAAUUUGACGCUUAAUUCGUUAAUUAAGUAACGAAGCGGUAAAAAAGUUCAAGUCGACUUAGCCCGUAGCUGAGUUUUCGAGAAAUAUCUCUGAAUCUAAAGA